Molecule: messenger RNA, 627 nt
Organism: Morus notabilis
Lineage: Eukaryota; Viridiplantae; Streptophyta; Magnoliopsida; Rosales; Moraceae
Product: calcium-binding protein PBP1
Exons: 1
Coding region: 169-525 (118 amino acids)
Molecular function (GO): calcium ion binding
Source: RefSeq, a predicted model, not a curated record
UCUCUCCCUCUCUCUCUCUCUCUCUCUCCUCCUGUCUCUCUCUAUUCUCUAUAUAUAAAGCUUCUCCCCUCCCAAUGUUUCCCCCACACCAACAACAAAUUUCCACGUUUCUAUCUCUCCGUUCUCUUCCUUACAGCAGAAUCAAUCAAGAUUCAAGAACGAUCAACAAUGGCGGGGAUAGCUAGGGCUUUCGAAUUCGAGGACUUGUUGCCGGUGAUGGCGGAGAAAGUGGGCGGCGAAGGGCUGAUAAACGAGCUCUGCAACGGAUUCGAGCUUCUGAUGGACAAGGAAAAGGGGCUGAUCACGCUCGACAGCUUGCGGCGAAACUCGGCGGUUCUCGGCCUCCAGGACCUGAGAGAAGACGAGCUCGAGAGCAUGGUUAAGGAGGGCGAUUUGGACGGCGACGGAGCGCUGAACCAGAUGGAGUUCUGCGUCUUGAUGUUCAGAUUGAGCCCUGACCUCAUGGACGAGUCCUGGUUUUGGCUUCAACACGCUCUGCAACAAGAGAUCGCCACCAGUUCUUGAUCGAUUCGUACGUUGUUGUGGAAAUUGCACUACGACAACGUUAAUAACGACGUCGUUUUGAAUUUGUAUUUUACAUCUUUUUUUUUUGGGAUUGCGUCAUUG